Messenger RNA from Myripristis murdjan (pinecone soldierfish), 3050 nucleotides. RefSeq names its product RNA-binding protein 5-like. Gene Ontology annotation, molecular function: RNA binding. The coding region runs from base 184 to 2733 and encodes 849 amino acids. Lineage: Eukaryota; Metazoa; Chordata; Actinopteri; Holocentriformes; Holocentridae. The transcript is spliced from 25 exons. Gene Ontology annotation, cellular component: nucleus. The record is from RefSeq and is a predicted model, not a curated record. Gene Ontology annotation, biological process: mRNA splicing, via spliceosome.
GCCUCCGCCCUCAAGCGCCCUCAACUGGGGGAGUAGGGUUAUGUUGGUUUCGUCGAUAGCCAGGCGGAAAACAACGAAAUAACAGCAAAAACAUCUAUCAAAACAAGUUAAAAACAUCAUUAAAUUUACUACAGUGUUAUCAAACGAAUUGGUUGAUCAGUCGGGUGUCGUUUCCACUGCACCAUGGGCGCGGAUAAAAGGCUCAGUCGGGGUGAACGCAGUGGAAGAUAUGGCUCUGAUGGAGGGAGAGAUGAUCCAGAAUGGUAUGACAGACGGAAUAGAGAUGUAGAGAGGGAUUACGAUAGACGCUGGAAUGACGACAGACACCGAGAUCGCUUUGACGACCGUAGAGAUCGAGACAGAGAUAGUCCUGAGCGGGGGCGAAAGCGCCACAAUAGUGACAGAUCUGAAGAUGACUACGAUGGGGAUUAUCCAGACCAAGACUACAAAAUGGAACAGGAGGAGGAAAGCAAGACCAUUAUGCUCAGGGGUCUCUCUCUCCAUGUCACAGAGGAUGAUAUUCGGGCAGCACUUGAGCAGCUGCAGGGACCCCAGCCUGUGGAUAUCCGCUUGAUGAAGAAAAGGACAGGUAUAAGCCGAGGUUUCGCCUUCGUGGAGUUUUAUCACUUGCAAGAUGCUACCCGAUGGAUGGAGACCAAUCAGAACAAGCUGGUGAUCCAGGGAAAAAGCAUUGCCAUGCACUACAGCAACAGGAGACAGAAGUUUGAAAACUGGCUUUGCAAUGCUUGUGGGCUGUACAAUUUCCGGAAGAGGCUGAAGUGUUUCAGGUGUGGCGCAGUCAAAGUUGAUGGGGAGGCUCCUGGAGUAAGUGGUGUAAACACAGAGUCUCAGCAACCUGGAGAUUACAACGGGGACACAAUAAUUUUGAGAAACAUUGCCCCCCUUUCAACUGUUGAUGGGAUUUUGAACAUACUGGCACCCUAUGCCAACCUAUCUGCUGGCAACAUCCGCCUCAUCAAAGACAAGCAAACAGGACAGAACAGAGGCUUUGCCUUUGUUCAGCUCUCAUCUCCCUUGGAGGCGUCUCAGCUGCUUAUCAUUCUUCAGAGCCUUCAGCCACCUCUGAAACUUGAUGGAAAGACAAUUGGUGUGGAUUACGCCAAGAGUGCUAGGAAAGACUCAGUGCAGCCUGAUGGAGUCAGAGCCAGCGCUCUUUCUGUUGCCAGCACAGCCAUUGCUGCUGCUCAGUGGUCAUCCAGCCAGUUGCAAGGUUCAGGUGCUCCCUCGGACUACACUGCAUUACAGGAGGGCUUUGCACAAUUUAGUCAGGGACAGAAUUAUCAGUUAUGGCAGCAGCAGGCAGAAGGAUUGGCACCUGUCAUUGGAGAUGGAUUACUAGGAGCUGCUCCAGGAGUGAAGACAUUGAUCCCUGCAGCCACAGGAGUGGUUAUAUCCCAGACAGCUCAAGUUUACCAGCCUGUCAUUAUCAGUCAAGCUGCCAUACAGCCACAUCAGUUAGUGGGGCAGGUUGAGGCAACACAACAGGCAGCUGGAGUUUGUACCUCGUCCUUAACAACGUCUGCAGCCUCCACUGUUACUGCCACUGUCUCUGCUGCUCCCACUACAAACACAGCUGCUGUCCCUGACACCUCCACUUACCAGUAUGAUGAGUCGUCUGGUUAUUAUUACGAUCCACAGACUGGCCUGUACUAUGAUCCUAAUAGCCAAUACUACUACAACAGCCAGACGCAGCAGUACCUGUACUGGGACAGUGAGAAGCAGGCAUACAUCCCUGCACCAGAGGCAGCAGACACAAGCGCAGAACAGGCCUCCACAGCAAACUCCACAAGUAGCUCUGCACCCCCACUCACCAUCAACAGUAAAGAACCCAAAGAGAAGAAAGACAAGCCAAAGAGCAAGUCUGCACAACAGAUUGCAAAAGACAUGGAGCGUUGGGCAAAAACCUUGAACAAGCAAAAAGAAAGUUUUAAGAGUAGCUUACAAGCCCCAGGGCUGUCAAAGGAGGAGGACAGGAGAGAGUCUGCAGCUGCAGAUGCAGGUUUCACCCUCUUUGAGAAGAAGCAAAGUGGAGCCUUGGAUAUGCAGCCCCUUCUGUCUGAGCAAGUGAAGCUCAUAGAGCACGAGACAUCAGCCAAGAGUGGCUUGGUAGCGGCUUACAAUGGGGACAGUGACCCAGAAGAGGCAGGCCCAGAUAAGAUGGAGGAAGACGCAGGGAAACUAACAGACUGGAAGAAGAUGGCUUGUCUGCUCUGUCGAAGGCAGUUCCCCACCAAAGAGGCUCUGAUUCGUCACCAACAGCUCUCUGACCUGCACAAGCAAAACUGGGAAAUUCAGAGAAGAUCUAAGCUCUCAGAAGCAGAGUUGGAGGAGUUGGAGAGGAAAGAGACUGAGCUGAAAUACAGAGACAGAGCAGCUGAGAGGAGGGAGAAGUAUGGUGUCCCUGAACCUCCAGCACCUAAAAAGAAGAAAUUCUAUCAGCCUCCAACCCCAACAGUAAACUAUGAGCAACCCACCAAAGAUGGCCUAACAAGUGACAACAUUGGGAACAAGAUGUUGCAAGCAAUGGGGUGGCAGGAGGGCAAAGGUCUUGGACGCCACCAACAGGGCAUCACAGCUCCCAUUUCGGCUUCAUUAAGGACCAAGGGCACAGGCUUGGGUAUUAAAGGAAGUUCAUAUGAACUCUCAGCAUCUGACACCUACAAGGACGCCGUCCGUAAGGCCAUGUUUGCACGCUUCACUGAAAUAGAAUAAAUGGGCCAGAGAGACGUUAUCAUCUGGAAUUGUAAAUGCAUGACCAAGUGCUCCCACUGUAAGAAGCACAGCGAAGGAAAGGGUGUUUUUUUGUCUGUUUUGUUUUUCUUUAAGAUAUUUUGUAAUAAGGAGCUGCAAAUGUUAAUAUUCCUCUUUCUUACUGGCUAAAAUAGUCAUUUAUAUUUUUCCUAUGUAUAUGAAAUUCAGUUUUGUUUUAAAUAACUAGACCUUUUACCAUGAAAAAUGGGUGUCAUCACUUGAAUGAACAUGUAAAGUUUGUACAGAUAUUUGUACAUAAAAUAAUGUGGUCCUGCUGA